Messenger RNA from Nerophis ophidion (straightnose pipefish), 2223 nucleotides. RefSeq names its product serine/threonine kinase 40 (gene stk40). Gene Ontology annotation, biological process: protein phosphorylation. Bases 455 to 1765 code for a protein of 436 amino acids. The record is from RefSeq and is a predicted model, not a curated record. Gene Ontology annotation, molecular function: ATP binding; protein kinase activity. The transcript has 11 exons. NCBI's taxonomy places the organism in Eukaryota, Metazoa, Chordata, Actinopteri, Syngnathiformes, Syngnathidae.
GUGCCAGCUGAGGUCACGAUGUGUCACGCUGUCACGGUCUGUCUUAUCAUCGCGGCGGCCUUGUCGCCACACGCAUGUCAGAGGAAGGUCUGUCCAGAUAAGCCGCCUGUGCAGAUUUUCAGAUAAAACGCGCAAAGUAAGAGCGGAAGGAUUAUUCUAAAGCCGGCUGGAAAAGCUUAAUGUGCCUCAGUGCUGCGAGACAAAUUGUUUUUUUUUUUUUUCUUUUAAAUGUGUGUAAAUUGUAGGUUGUCUGUUAUUGAGGGGGAGGGUUGAAAUCUGGGGUGUCGUCCUCGACACCAGUGGCCAUUACUUUGAAUGGGAGUUGUAAUGGUCUCACAUUGACACUGAGGUGUUGGUAAACGUGUGGGAGGGACUUUCAAAUAGGUCCUCCUGUCACUCGCCAUCAAGCUCUCCUUCAGCCAGCACUGCGUCUUUGAAGCUCCUGAGCUCCAGUAUGUCCAAGCGGCGUGCGUCGGAGAGAGGGGCCGGAGAGACCUCAGGCAGGGCCAGCAAGCUGCAUUGUCCUGGGAUAUCUGGCAGCAAUGCCAAGCGAGCUGGGCCAUUCAUCCUGGGGCCUCGUCUGGGCAACUCACCAGUGCCCAGUAUAGUGCAGUGUCUAGCCAGAAAAGACGGCAGCGACGACUUCUAUCAGCUCAAAAUCUUGACGCUAGAGGAGCGAGUGGACUCUGCUGGCGAGACACAGGAGGAGCGGCAGGGGAAGAUGCUGCUGCACACCGAGUAUUCCCUCCUGUCACUGCUGCACAACCAGGAUGGAGUGGUGCAUCAUCACGGCCUCUUCCAGGAUCGAGCCUACGAAAUAGUGGAGGACACGGAGGCCAACAAGGUGCGCAAGAUGAAGAAGCGCAUCUGCCUGGUGCUGGACUGCCUGUGCGCCCACGACUUCAGCGACAAGACGGCUGACCUCAUCAACCUCCAGCAUUACGUCAUCAAGGAAAAGCGGCUGGGCGAGCGCGAGGCCAUCAUCAUCUUCUACGACGUGGUCCGCGUGGUGGAGGCCCUGCACAAGAAGAACAUCGUGCACCGAGACCUCAAGCUGGGCAACAUGGUGCUAAACAAACGGACGCACCGGAUCACCAUCACCAACUUCUGCUUAGGAAAGCACCUGGUGAGCGAGGACGACCUGCUGAAAGACCAGAGAGGAAGUCCGGCCUAUAUCAGCCCCGACGUGCUGAGCGGCCGCCCGUACCGCGGUAAGCCCAGUGACAUGUGGGCUCUGGGCGUGGUUCUGUUCACCAUGCUGUACGGCCAGUUCCCCUUCUACGACAGCAUACCUCAAGAGCUCUUCCGCAAGAUCAAGGCCGCAGAGUACUCCAUCCCAGAAGACGGCCGCGUGUCGGAGAACACGGUUUGCCUCAUCCGCAAGCUGCUGGUGUUGGAUCCUCAGCACAGGCUGACUGCAGGAGAGGUGCUGGAGUCCCUCAGUGACAUCAUCGCCUCCUGGCAAUCAGUUUCAUCGCUGAGUGGCCCCCUGCAGGUGGUGCCGGACAUUGACGACCAGGUCAACCACCCAGAGCAUCUACAAGAGGCCAAGGUGACGGAGGAGUCGUCGCAGUACGAGUUCGAGAACUACAUGCGGCAGCAGCUCCUGCUGGCGGAGGAGAAGAACAGCAUCCACGAGGCCAAGAGCUUCCUCAGCAAGCGGCAGUUCGGCAGCCUCCCCCCGGUCAGGCGGCUCGGCCACGACGCCCAGCCCGUCAGCCCGCUGGACGCCGCCAUCCUGGCGCAACGCUUCCUGCGCAAGUAGCCCUCGGCAAAACGUCCCCCAGAACCCAGGAGGACGUGAACUGAGGACGUGAACUGGUCCAGGGUGUCCACCGCCCUCGUGUGGGUGUGUGUGGGACCUGAUGGUGCAAGCGGACAAACUGCAAAUGCAAAGACCCAAAGGUCGCUUUGCUCUCACUGUGGACCCCAGCCCCCCCCCCGACAUUUUCCUCUCCUCUCACCUGUCCGUGUUGGAACUCUUCAGCAAUACUGGACCAGAAUCAUGUAGCAGCCCCUCCCCCAUUCCACCUUCCUUCCUUCCUUCCUGUCCUGGGAAAAUAAGUCUGUACUUUCAAAUCAAUCUACCUCUCUGAUCUUCUCUUCUGUUGGUAAGCCACGCCCACUGUUCUGAGACCACACCAGUGACAUCAAGCGUCCACGUUCCUGAUGCCUGGGAAAUCACGGGAAAAAACGAAUAAGCUUUUUUUUUUUUUUUUUUUU